CCCCGCCCCCCCCGCCGGCGUGCCUGUCCUUGCUGUGUGCGCGUCCUCCAGCACUUCUGUCUCCGUGAGCUCAUCCUGCGCGGCAGCCAAUGGGAUCGCCCCGGCUCCUUCCCACCGAGGAGCGCUGGUGCUGGGGAGCCGGGCCGGCGCUCCUGGUCCAGGCUCAGCCAGGCGUGGGAGCGGGGCGGUGGGGGGCUGAUGCAGCUUCGGGUCCAGCCGCCGGGGACCCCGAAGGGCUGGGAGCGAACACCCCGGUGGCGUCCAUGCCAGCGGAGGGGACCAUACGGCUGGGGAGACGCGCCGUGAUGUACACGGCGGAGACGAUUCCCAAGGGGAAGAACCGAGUGAUGGGGACCAUCCAGAUCAUGAUGGGCUUCAUGCACAUUGGCUUUGGGAUUGUCCUGACGACCAUCACCAACGUUUACACCUCUGUCUUUGUGAUUGGAGAGAUCCCCUUCCUGGGAGGAGUGUCUUUCAUCAUUUCUGGUUGCCUGUCUAUCGGAGCCGAGAAGAGCCCGACCGAAUGCGCAGUGAAAGGAAGCCAGACCAUGAAUGUCAUCAGUGCCAUCUUUGCACUACUUGGGAUAGUGGCUUUUAUAAUAGAUCUGAAUAUAAAUGGACUGUACCAUUCCAACUAUGACUACUACAACUAUCUAGUGAUGGCCGGGAAUGGGAUCUCUAUCGUGUUGCUGAUCUUCACCAUUCUGGAGUUCUGCAUUGCAGUCGCCACCGCACUCUUUUGGUGCCGGGCAACCCGCCUCAACUCCCAUGAGUCCAUGCUGAUUGUGCCCAACACCAUCAGGGCAGACCUCAUGGUGCCCACUGCAGAAUUGCCUCAUCCACCAACUUACAAUGAUGUGGCCUAUGAUCCGAAGGACCAGUCUGAGUGGGGAGCCCAAGAAAGAACCUGAGGAGAAGUCGGCCCAAGAGCAGAAGCAGCAGCUCCUCCUUCUCUGAGGAGCAAAUUCUGGCCCACUGCCUGCAUGACAGAUUUCCUUCAGUUACUGCCAGUGUUCUUCCCACCCCUGGUCCCUAUCUUGCAUUCCGAGGGACCUGCUCUCCCCAUCUUCCGGGAUGGGCUCAGGCCUGUGUGUUGCCCACAGAUGAGACUUUAAAGCAUGUUUCCCAGCCUGCUGUACCUUGAACCAAGAGGUAACAUCUAGCCCGUGCUCCUUGUAGGCUGCAUGGGGAAUUGGUCAGUGAAUCUGUCAAAGGGGCAGCACGUCAGCUGUGCAUGAGUGUCCCCUGGGCAGAGAGAUCUGAGAGCAGGCAGGGGGCCAAAGUGAAACAUGGGGCGGGAGCACCUCCAAACAAACAUAUGACAAUCACCUGUGUAUCUAGCUGUUCUCUCCCAGGCCCCCAUUCAGCCCUCCAUCAGCACAGAACCCAGCACAGAAACAGGGAGUGGCAGCUUGGAAUCCUGACCCUGAUCUAGUUAAAACAGCUUUGAGGGAUGCUCUAAUUUGUACCUGGCUGCCCCUGGCCACACACCCUGGAAAGUCCUGAUCCAGGGGUCUGCUGCACUUGGGUAAUGGCCAGAGUGUUGUUGCUUUGAACAGCUUUGAAACAGAGUAGCCAGUGUCCAAUGGUUACAGAGUGACUAUGGCCGCUCUCUCUCCAUCACUGGAUUUUGCCCCAGACAGUGACCCAGACAGGCCUUCACUGUGGGUGGGUGCAGGGCACAGACUUUGGAGCCUCCAGAUCAUUGAUGCUAAUCUAGCCGCAGGUCAGCAGUGGCUGGAAAGCAUUAUCAUCUGCCAGCCUGGUGUCCCAUGAAAAAUGAGGCCUAGUUCUUAGUAGGUAAGGCCACCAGGUAACAAAAACCCCACUAUGAUGGCCUCAGCUCCUAUGACACACCAUCCCAAGGGUUUGGCAACUGCUCUGCAGAGCAGGGCAGGGGGUAAGGGCCCGGGCCAUAAUGAGAAAUUCCUCAUCUCCCGGUUCCUCCACAGCUAAAAGGCUGGAUAACCCUAUCUAGACAGAGGGGUCACUGCCUCCCAGGCAAAUAUUGGCUGCCGCAAGAAGGAAGCCAUUGGUUUAUAACCAGUCUCUCUAUCCUCAUGGUGUAGCCAGUCCCCAAACAGACGGGCAUGGCUUUUUUCUCCCCUGUCGUGUGAUUGAGUGAUUUUUCUCUAAUUGUUCAUUGGCUUCUUUUGAGAAAAGCCUUAUAGGAUAAAGUUGGGUGGGAGGAUUGGGUGGGGUGGUGGAGUCUCCCACUGGCUUCUAUAGACCUUGCAUCAGGUCCUUUAAGAGCAAUCAUUGGAAAUUUCUUCCGGCUAUAAAAAACCCAUCUGGAAAUCAGGGAUCUUUAGUGUGAGGUGACCUUUAUAACAGUCAUCCUUCGGAUAUGUCUACCCUGCAAUAAAAGAGCCUAAGCAUUGCUGCAGCUGGCCUGGCUCAGCUGACUAGGCCUUGUGAUGCUUGGGCUGCAGGGCUAUAAAAUUGCAGUGUGGAUGUCCAUGCUGGAGCCUGGGCUUUGAGACCUCAUAAAGGGGGAGGUCGAUCUCCAUCCCAAGCCUGAACAUCUACACUGCAGUUUCAUAGCCCUGAGAGCCCAAGCCAGCU
This is a messenger RNA of Chelonoidis abingdonii (Abingdon island giant tortoise), 2565 nucleotides long. Its product is annotated as membrane-spanning 4-domains subfamily A member 15-like. Lineage: Eukaryota; Metazoa; Chordata; Testudines; Testudinidae. Gene Ontology annotation, cellular component: plasma membrane. Gene Ontology annotation, biological process: cell surface receptor signaling pathway. The record is from RefSeq and is a predicted model, not a curated record.